Messenger RNA from Varroa destructor (honeybee mite), 1347 nucleotides. RefSeq names its product lysophosphatidylserine lipase ABHD12-like. Gene Ontology annotation, cellular component: endoplasmic reticulum membrane. Gene Ontology annotation, biological process: phosphatidylserine catabolic process; monoacylglycerol catabolic process. Gene Ontology annotation, molecular function: phosphatidylcholine lysophospholipase A1 activity; monoacylglycerol lipase activity. Lineage: Eukaryota; Metazoa; Arthropoda; Arachnida; Mesostigmata; Varroidae. The record is from RefSeq and is a predicted model, not a curated record.
AUGUCUGCACCCCUAAAGGAACCCUUUUCGCUCAAGAAGUCCAUUGUAGAGAAUGAGUGUCGCCAUGUGUCGAUGCCAGGAGAUGACUUGGCUGGAAAUCAGGUUGAACAUUUUGAAAAGGACGCUAGCCGUGAAUAUUCGGAGAGCUAUCAGGCGUCCAUUAGCAGCCAGAUGAGCUUGAACUCAACAAAACCCCUGGAUACAGCACGAAGCCAUAAGAAAUUGCGACGCUGUUGUAGCCUGCGUAAACGGUGGCAAACUCUUCUCUAUUUAAUAGUCUUAUUGUUUAUAAUGGAUUUAAUAGUCAUACCUGGCUGGUUCUACACUUGUCCUUGGAUUAGACGGAAGAGCAUUUAUUGGAACUUUUGGGGAUCUGUACCGGAGCAACCAAGCGCGUACGGUUUUGCUAACGGAUACAGUUAUUCUGUUUUAUCAGAACGGGGAAUCGAUCUCGGAGUUUGGUAUCUAGCAGGGAAUAAUACCGUAGCUCAGCCGCAACUUCUUCCAGGUGGCGAACCUGUGAUUUUCCUGUAUUUACAUGGAAACAAAGAUAACCGUGCGAGCCACCAUAGCAUUAAUCUUUAUCAGGUGCUAACUGACAUGAACCUGAGUGUAGUGACUUUUGAUUAUCGUGGUUACGCCGAUAGUUCAGGUGUGCCAACAUCGACGGGGUUUGUUCAGGAUGCACUUGCCGUCUACCGAAACAUACGAACCAAGGUUAAAGCCAAACGAAUUGUUGUCUGGGGUUACUCUAUGGGCACCGGUGUGGCAAAUCGACAUUUAGCCGAACUGACUCGCAUCGGCGAUGUUCCAGCUGGCCUUGUUUUAGAAGCUCCUUUUGAUCAUAUUGCUAAUACCUUACGAUCCCAUGUGCUAACCUAUCCUCUGCGGAUUUUGCCUUGCUUCGAACAGGUUUAUCUUGAUUCACUACGCAGAGAUCCUGCUACCCACCUGGAUUCAUCGGAAGCUGUCACACACAUUGACACUAGUUUGCCGAUACUAAUCCUUCAUGCUAAAUGCGACGGGGUCGUACCAUUCGCACUGGGGAUUUCGUUGUAUAAAACCCUGCUUCGGUACCGUCUUGAGGUGAUGUUCAAUACCACUCAUAUUGACCGUAGGAAUGGCAAUAGAAUUUCUAAUUUGUCAACAACAGCGGAGAAGAGAAAUAGCGAUGCAGAUUAUGAUGACACUGAGGGAGAAGUUUCAUCAACCAUGUAUAACGUCAUGUUCAAGGCGUUGAAAGGUGAACGGUGUUACGGGCAUACGCAACUGCAAGAAUCGCCCAAUUUAACAGGUAUCGUUCGCCAGUUCGUACGACUUUCAAUAAUGGACGCGCGUGCAAUAUGA